Molecule: messenger RNA, 4090 nt
Organism: Amoebophrya sp. A120
Lineage: Eukaryota; Dinophyceae; Syndiniales; Amoebophryaceae
Source: the annotation of a GenBank genome assembly
GGAGCUUGAAAAGCUGCCAAUAAUUUUGUUGAUCCGACGUUGUACGCUGUUUAUAGGAUGGCCAGAGGGAGGUACUUAGUUACAUACUUACCACAAGAGCAUCAACGUGAUCAUGAAGAAGAACAUUUUUUCGGUCUUUGAUUUUAAAGAUUUGUACGGUUUUAGUUUACCGCUCGCCCGACCAUGCCGGUGUUUUCAAGCGCGAAUAAUUGUCUCGCUUUUUGUCACUGUCUUUGAUGAUGCAAAAAGGAGGAUUUUUUCGAUUUACCUUGUUAUAUCAUUUUGCUUCGCAUCAUAUGAUGAAUUUUUAGAAGAUCAAGAUGCUCGGCGACGUUUUUCUGCACAUCUACCAUGUUACCAACCGCAAAGAGGUGAAACAGUUCAACGACCUGAUUGGUAAGCUAACCACGGAAACUAUUGGGGCCUACCACAUCGGUGUUGAGGUGUACGGCCGCGAGUGGAGGAUAUGAGGAAGGAAACCAUUUACCCUAUGGUGGUCGAGGAUAUGAGGAGGGCGUUUGGUUUGACGUCUAUCACGAAGGACUUCUACCAGCAUGCGGAGGAGUAUGAACGACAAGCAGGUGCAGGACGAGUAAAAAUAGAAGAGAGUCCACUCUCUCAAGAUGAUGAUGGUGCCACAUCAGACCGGAAGCACAGUCCCGCUUCCGACAUGAGAGACCGGGAAACUAUGAAACUCCAGAAUAUGAAUAGCACUCCUCACCAUGCAGAUGUAGAUGAUGCACCGUCGCCGGAAGCUGUUUUAGAUGCUCCCGCUGUGGAGGAGCUUGUAGAGUAAAAGUUGAGGAAUUUUUUAGGAGUGUAGUCGGUGAAAAAAAACUACGUGCCGCCAAGAAAGACUCCGCACGAAGUUGUUGAAAGCAGUUUGCGCAACACCUACGGUUUCGUGUGGUGAACAUUUUUGCUCGAUGACAAGACGCAGCACAAUGUCGACAUGCUCAAACGACAAAUCAAGAUCAUUUCUUGCGUUCUUCGUCGAUUCGAAUUCGUUUUCGGCGAUGUCAUUCCGCCGGGAAAUGACACUUGUGUUUCGCGCACAAAUACUCAAUCACUAAAGCUGGAAGAUAGACGAGCGUCUGUUAGAAGGUGUUGUGUGAGUGACUUGUCUGUGUUGAUAUAGGGGAGUUUGGGAACAAGAGAGCGGUGUCAUCACCUGCGUGAAGUGUGUCCCAUUUUUCCCUCCGGUGUAAGACAGUGAAAAAUGAGUUUGGUUGUUAUCGUACUCGAUGUCGAUUGCAAGUUGUGAUAAUGCAACUUUAUUCAAUUCAUUUCUCCGUCAUGACGAUGUUUCUAAACUACGAAAUAAACGCCUAAAGUCCACCAGCAGGCCUGUUCUUUGCAAGCAGCCCCAUUGUGUCGACAAGAUGAGCAGCAUGAUGCGGCCGCUCAUCAUCUUUUCUCUGCUGCUUGCUGGGGUCGUCGACGCCGUGCAGCAGUCUGUGGCGAUCGAAAACGACGCGGAAAUGUACAGUGCGGAGCCCUCGCCCUCGGAUCCCUUUUUCGAGGGCGGGGCGGUGAACGCCGAAAAAGAACGUACUUCGACUUUACCCUGCUGGUCUUGAAUUUUGCAAAAACAAAAAAAGUUCCUUCUGGUUUGGCUUUUGCGAGUCCCACCUACCACAUAGGAAUUUUGAUGUCACCUGGAUUUGAUAUCGAAGAUCCGUUUUCCACCAUAACGAGAUCGAGCCGCACACAAACCAUCAACCUACCUAGGUACACCAGCGGCAGCCUCAGGGAAAACCUCCCGGCCGUCUGCGUUCACGGAAACCUCCGCCAUGGCUCGUCUGCAGAAAUUGUUCACUUCAGCCAAGAGUCGCGUCCACCAGGUAAAGGAGGCGCAGAAGAUCGCAAGCGUAUGCAGUGCAAAACAACAAGUAUCGUGCUCGUUCUCGUACCAACUAUUGCAGGAAUGCAUGACGAACAAGACAAAAUGUUUUGCGAAGCUGAGUCAGCAUUUAAUGCUGACUCAGCUUCGCAAAGCGCUUUUCCUUGUCGAGUUGGCAAAAUUUGUCAUGCGGUUUUAACCAGUAGCCCUGCCUAAGUUACAUUCGUCUUGUUGCUUGGCAAUGCAUAAACCGCUUCCCAGCAGCAUUUCAAAACGCUCGUACUCGACCUCGCACUGGACUACAACGUCAGGCCGAUGACCGUUUUAUACGCCGCGCGGUUUCUAUGUGCUGCAAUUGUGGUCCCGCUCCCACCCACUCCACAUACAUACAAACUUGUCGUGCAAUAAAGAAACACCAACGACACUUGAUGAGCAACAGAGUUAUUCGAUAUUCCACCACUUGCAGCUGCACAACUUUGCUGGUUUCGAUGAACCACUAUUGAAAGAAUGUCUCGCAUGACAAGAUGGAGCAGGUAGCGGCACAAAAAUGUUUCUAUUGCAUACUUCAGCUCUUUGGACACGGACGGCAAUGACGUCCUCGAAGGGGCAGAAUUCGGCACGUGCCCGCUGUCCGCGGAUCUGAAUGAGGACAAGAAAUUGGACUUCCCCGAGUACGACCAGCAUUGCAGCAGUCAGCAACAGAACGCAGACAGUGCCGCCUCUGCCAGCAGCUCGUCGUUUACCGAAAUAACGCAUGUCGAAGCUGGCGAUAUGACAAGUGGCAGAGCAGGAGCGUCCCCGACACCGGUGACAGAAGUGGAAGCCACGGAUGUUCUUGACGAGGCGGCCUUUCUGGAGAAGAGCAGGGGGAGCGAGUCGCGGUCGUCGUUUUGUUGUAGCAGCAGCGAAGCGCCGCGGUCUGCAAGCAGGUACACGAUAGAAGCUUGCUCUGGCUUCCUCUAUGCUCCUGCACAUAUUAGUGCCAAGACCGAGAUAGAGUCAACUUAUUGCGACGAUUCAUCGCUUUCGAAGCAACUGCUAGAUGUCAGGAGUCUUCGUUACGAUGACAAGAAUAAGAAACAUCACGAUCACCAUCUUCAUCAGGCCCGGCCCCGACCCUGGCGCCGAGGAGUUCGUCGUCCUCCCAGGAAGGCAGGAGUACGAGGCGAUUUUGAAAGCUAGUAACCCAGAGCAAAAAAAGGAGUACUUUUUUUGGAUUCCGAACUAUACAUAGUUUGCUGCACAUAUAUUAUAUUUCUUCGUAGGUAGCCGUUCACUUCAGGUUCUUCAUCGUGUUUAUUAGACCACUAACUUCUAACGUUAUGCUUUUGCAGUGCAGUUUAUUUUUCUGCGUCUCGGAGGAGAUGGAGAAAUCUGCGCGAAACGAGCAGGGCUUAGCGAGCCAGUAGUUAAUAUGAAUAUCAUCGGUCAUGUGUAUGCAUCGCUGCUCGUGCACGUGCAGGAGCACGAAGACGAAUUUAUUUGCAAGCGGGACCAGCGCCAGCGCAGGACAAAUAACGUAAUUACAGGCCACCUCUCGUUCGAGACAUUAUCUCCCUUAUCAUCACUGCUGUUUGUUGUACUUCUGACAUCACAGGGAGGAGAAAAGAAGAAAACAGGCGGACCAGGCGCGGCGCACGAACACUUGGGGCCUGAUUAGCCUCUGAUCGCGAUACCAUUUUGCAGCGGGAGGACCUGGCUGGGACGAACAUGUAGGACAACCACAAUCAGAGUCCCCGGAUCCUGGUGUAGGACAACCGCAACCAGAAUUACCCGAUGGUGGUCGAGGAUAUGAGGAGGGCGUUUGGUUUGACGUCUAUCACGAAGGGCUACCAGCAUGCGGAGGACUAUGAACGACAUGCACGUGCAGGACGAGUAAAAAUAGAAGAGAGUCCACUCUCUCAAGAUGAUGAUGGUGCCACAUCAGACCGGAAGCACACUCCCGCUUCCGACAUGAGAGACCGGAAAACUAUGAAACUCCAGAAUAUGAAUAGCACUCCUCAACAUGCAGAUGUAGACGAUGCACCGUCGCCGGAAGCUGUUUUAGAUGUUCCCUCUGUGGAGGAGCUUAUAGAAUAAAAGUUGAGGAUUUUUUAGGAGUGUAGUCGGUGAAAAAAAACUACGUGCCGCCAAGAAAGACUCCGCACGAAGUUGUCGAAAGCAGUUUGCGCAACACCUACGGUUUCGUGUGGUGAACAUUUUUGCUCGAUGACAAGACGCAGCACAAUGUCGACAUGCUUAAACGAC